Messenger RNA from Cyclocybe aegerita, 4389 nucleotides. NCBI's taxonomy places the organism in Eukaryota, Fungi, Basidiomycota, Agaricomycetes, Agaricales, Hemipholiotaceae. The record is from the annotation of a GenBank genome assembly.
AUGGCCAAAAAGAAGAAAACGCAAUUGAAGCCUGUGGCUCGUGGAUUCGCCACCACUUCCUUGCCAAAGAAAACUGUGCACGAAAACUUAGCAGAUCCCGGAGGAGUCACCGACGUUCAGCCUGAUGCCAGUGUGUCCAACGAAACCAACGAUGAUGUCAAUCGCGGUGAAAUUGCUUCGACUGCCACUCAUCCCAACAAUGAUCAUGAAUUACAGUCAGCCGAAGAACUGGAAUUGCAGAGUUUUAUCGAAAAAUUCCAAGAAAAGACAGAGAAAGAGAUUUCGAGGACCAUGAAGUCCAUUGAGGUGGACAGACGGUUCUCUCAAACCCUUCCUCGACUAGAUAUUGACCCUUUCAUACGAGAUCGAAUCAUGAUCCUCGCCCUCGACUCGCUGGAGCCGACAGGGCAAAAAUUACUCGAUGACACGGAAGAGGAAAAAGCCAUGCCGCGACUAGCUAUCUCCUAUGGUGUGUUGCGAAGACUCGGUUUCACGGAAGAAAACGUAGAACAAUGCCUGAGAAACGUGGAUGGUGUAGAUUUGGAAAACUUUUUCGACUGGCUCUACCUGAAUUCCUCUGAGGAUGGAUUGUCCUCUGGCGCACUAGAAACACAAGUCCCUACAACGUUCAAACUUCCUGCAGGUGUCACCGUCCGAUACAACCAUUCACCUCCUUCCACUCCACGCCUGCCACGAGAGCGGUCACAAAGCAGAAUUCGUUCCGCGCCCUUAGACCUGUUCUUGUCGACCACACCUCCCGUCCCCCCCUCGGGUGCACCAACCCGUGCAGGCAUCGAUGCUACCGGUGUGGAAGAUAACAGAGACCAUUCACCUCGGUCAGCGUCGGAAUUGCCAGGUGAUGAAGACCAUAUAGACACGACCGACCCCACCUCUGCAUAUGUUGAGGUAAAACUACGUGAACGCGAAGUCUCGCUUCGACCUCGAUCUCAGGCAACUACUGAACAGCUCCGAUUAUUACGUCAAAAGCUGACCGAACUCAGUAAUGAUUACCUUUUUGACAAAAGAGAAGCCGAUGAUCGUUACCGUCAGGAGCAAGCAAAGUGGGACAAGAAACGUCUCGAAGAGCGUCUCCGAUCUGCUCUAAUCGGCCACCAAAGCCCUGCCUCUGUGUCCAAACAAUUAGCACCGCUGACCCCCGCACGAAGUUCACCAAUGCCGAAGGCUGACCUCUUUGAAGACUCCGACAGCGACGACUCUUCCUCUGGCAUGCUUGGUAUUCUCAACGAUCCUGGCUCCACCGAAAUCACAGUGAAAGGAGUUACCCUUCUUCUUCGUGAUAUGUCCAUACCCAAACAGUGGUCUGGGCAGAUGCCGAAGACACUUCUGCGAGACUUCGUCUCCAAGGUGGAUCGAUACGCUGCGGUAUCUUACACGGCAUUGUCCACUCAUAGCCGCGCAAAGAGGGCGAGCGUGACUAUAUCCUGGCAGACGAAGAAGAGAGGCGAAUGGUCGAUGGAUGAUGUAGCAUGUCCCGACGAUUCUCAGGCAGAACAAUAUAUCGCUGUAGUCGCUCUUCAUUCCUUGACGUACCCACUUACUGAAGGCUUCAUAUCGCCGACACCAGCAAGUUCCAGCAACUCCACCUCAUUUCGCCUUCUUCCUGUUGUAUAUCGCAAUCUUUGGGAUGAACUCGAGAGUGCGAGAAGGAAAAGAGAUGACGAGCAUAAUAGGAAAGUUUGGGCCAAACUGCGUUCCGUCUUAGGGGAUAAAGUACAGAAGAAUGUAAAGCCUACAGACAAGCAAUCGAAGCAAGCAUCAACAAGACCUCUGCCAGGCGCAUCUCGGGGUGUUGAUGAAGGACGUGAAUUCUUUGAGCGCUUAUCGCUCGAAUUUCAACACAGAAAGUCCGCACCAGCGUAUCGGCACAUGCUUGCUCAACGCAACGGAUUACCUAUUGCUAACUAUCGAGACGAAAUUCUUGACACUUUGGAACGGUCACAGGUGUUGGUUUUGAGUGGGGAAACUGGGUGUGGCAAAUCUACUCAGGUCCCUUCGUUCAUUCUCGAAGACUGUCUCUCGAAAGGAAAACCUUGCAAGAUAUACUGCACAGAACCGAGAAGAAUCUCAGCAAUAUCCCUUGCCCACAGGGUAGCAUUCGAACUCGGCGAUCCUCCAAAUUCUGCGGGAGCGUCAAAUUCUCUCGUCGGGUAUUCAAUAAGAUUGGAGAGCAAUAUCUCUCGCUUCACACGCCUUGCUUUCGUCACAAAUGGCAUUGCUUUGCGCAUGCUGGAAGGUGGAAGUGGUCAAGGUGGUCGGGGCACCGCAUUUGAUGAAAUCACACAUAUCAUCGUCGACGAAGUUCACGAACGUACCAUCGAAUCUGAUUUUCUGUUGAUCGUCUUAAAAUCGCUUGUGAUGGAGCGGCCUGACUUGAAGGUGAUUUUAAUGUCCGCGACACUCGACGCAGAGAAAAUAUCGACUUAUUUCGGGAAUUGUCGGACUCUUCAUGUGCCCGGGCGUACGUUCCCCGUGAACGUCCAAUUCUUAGAAGAUGCCAUCGAAUAUGCAAAAUGGACAGUAACGGAUUCAUCCCCCUAUGCCCGACGAUUAUCAGACAAGUUUUACAAGGGUAAAAACAGGCCAGAGUGGACAGAGGAUACACAAGUUGUUGAUGACGAUGAAGACAACGGUAACGGCAGUCGUACCACCUGGAAGCCGGAAAAGCGAUAUUCUCCUGAAACCGUACUUUCGCUAAACACCAUCGAUGAACGGCUCAUACCGUACGAGCUCAUCGUUCGGUUGCUCGAGAAAAUUUGUUAUGAAGAUGUGGCUUAUCAGGCUUUCUCACCAGCAAUCCUUGUUUUCAUGCCCGGCCUUGGCGAAAUUAGGCGAUUAAAUGACAUGCUUGUAGAGCAUUCACAUUUCGGUUCAAAUGAGUUCAAGAUAUACCCACUCCACUCCACUCUUUCGAGCGAAUCACAGAGUGCCGUCUUCGAUAUUCCUCCCUCAGGCGUUCGCAAGAUUGUCAUCGCAACGAAUAUCGCGGAGACAGGAAUCACAAUACCGGAUAUUACAUGCGUCAUCGACACAGGAAAACAUCGAGAAAUGAGAUUUGACGAGAAGCGUCAGAUUAGCCGUCUUGUAGAAACUUUCAUAGCAAGGAGCAAUGCUGCCCAGAGACGGGGUCGUGCAGGUCGAGUCAGGGAAGGACUGUGCUUUCAUCUCUUCACCAAAGUCAGCCACGAUACGCAGAUGGCAGAGACACCCCUGCCGGAAAUGAUGAGACUCAGCCUAUCUGACCUCGCCCUGCGCAUCAAGAUUAUGAAAGUGAAACUGGGCUCCUCCAUCGAAGAUGUUCUUUCCCGAGCGUUAGACCCUCCUAUGUCAGUGAAUGUUCAAAGAGCCAUUUCGAUGCUCGUGGAGGUCAGAGCUUUGACACCUUCUGAAGAAAUUACUCCCAUGGGAAAGCUAUUAAGCAAGCUACCCACCGAUGUUCACCUUGGGAAAUUUUUGCUCAUUUCCGCUCUCUUUCGUUGCCUCGAUCCUGCUCUCACCAUUGCCGCAACACUCAACUCCAAAUCGCCGUUCGUGGUGCCGUUGGGAUUCGAACAAGAAGCCGAUCGUGCCAAAAAUACCUUCCGCGUUGAAAAUUCUGAUUUUCUAACCAUCAACAACGCCUUUGCAAGUUGGCGGCGUGCCUGUGCCAAUCCUGGAUUUGGGAGGAAGUUCUGUCGCACAAACUUCCUGAGCUAUCAGAAUUUACAACAAAUUGAGGAUCUUCGUCAACAGUUUCUUGGAUAUCUGAUCGAUUCAUCCUUCAUACAAGUCGACAAGAGUCUGGUUCGGGAGCUCAACAGCGCUCGCUACUCCCGUGGGCGGACAAAAUUCGUCAACGUGCCUGACGAGCUAGAUGUAAAUUCGAAGAACCCCGCCAUCGUCCAUGCCGCUCUAGCAGCUGGUCUAUACCCCAAAGUUUUGUCGAUCGAUGGGAAAUACGGUGAACUACGUACUAUCACAAACAACCAACAAGCAUUCUUCCAUCCUUCAUCCGUGAACUUUGGCAAGAACGCCGCAAAUUUCGACGUACAUCACCUUGCAUACUUUACCUUGAUGCACUCUAAAAAGCUUUACGCGUGGGAGACGGGUCCUAUUGACGAUCUAUCCUUACUUUUAUUGUGUGGAGAAUGCGACUUCAAGCUGGUCGCAGACAUGACGUCUAUCGAUCGAAAGAUCAAAUACUCCUUGCCUCCAAAAACCGGGGUUGCACUCAAGAUACUGAGAGACCAGUUGUCCAGUCUCCUUGCACACCAAUAUCAAGGGAAGGCGCUAACAAGCAACCAACGGUUGUGGAAAGAAAUUGGCCUGCUUGCCUUGGGCCGGACAAAGAUUGUAGACAAAGAUCAUCUGAAGAGUCUCUUAGAGGAGUAA